Galeopterus variegatus (Sunda flying lemur) is the source of this 358-nucleotide messenger RNA. Its product is annotated as keratin-associated protein 7-1. The transcript has a single exon. The record is from RefSeq and is a predicted model, not a curated record. NCBI's taxonomy places the organism in Eukaryota, Metazoa, Chordata, Mammalia, Dermoptera, Cynocephalidae. Bases 29 to 289 code for a protein of 86 amino acids.
ACCCAAAUCCUUCUCAGCUCCUGCCACCAUGACUCGUUACUUCUGUUGUGGAAGCUACUUCCCAGGCUAUCCUUGCUAUGGAACCAACUUCCAUGGCAACUUCAGAGCCACUCCCCUGAACUGUGUUGUACCUCUGGGUUCUCCCCUGAACUAUGGCUAUGGAUGCAAUGGCUACAACUCCCUGGGCUUCGGCUUUGGUGGUAGCAACAUGUACAACCGGGGCUGUUAUGGUGGCAGCUGUUGCAGGCCAUGGGGCUCUGGCUCUGGCUUCGGCUACAGCACCUAUUGAUGAACCAGUGACUCUGGCGACUACAGGACUCCCAAUCAAUUCUCCAUACGCAGAACAACCUGAAGAGCA